Molecule: messenger RNA, 2889 nt
Organism: Penicillium coprophilum
Lineage: Eukaryota; Fungi; Ascomycota; Eurotiomycetes; Eurotiales; Aspergillaceae
Product: FUSC family protein
Exons: 7
Coding region: 1-2889 (962 amino acids)
Source: RefSeq, a predicted model, not a curated record
AUGCCGGCUGGAACUCCCAGCAGCUCCCGCCGCUCGCGCCCAACGCUCCGCAAUGCUACAUUUGUUCUUCCCAAAACAGGCCAACGCCUGAGAGGCCUCGUUAACCUCCGAGACCCCACGCCCAUACCCGACGACGAGAACGAUGAAAGGCGCGGCCUCCUCACAAACGAGAUCCAACAUUACGAGGGGUAUUUUGACGCGCUAAAACGCCGUACACACGAUAAAUGGAUGCAAACAAAUCAGUUCAUUAGGUCAGAACCGGGGAUUGGGAUCUUGAAGUACAGUCUUGCCUAUUUGGCCGGAUCUCUUGCAACCUUUAUCCCUGCAGUCUCAGCCUUGCUGGGCCAUCAGGAUGGGAAGCACAUGGUGGCUACGGUGACGGUCUACUUUCAUCCGGCCAGGUCUCAGGGUGGGAUGUUCAAGGCAUUAAUCUGCGCGUUCCUGGCGUUCUGCUAUUCUUCCCUCUUGACUAUUACCAGCAUGUUCGUGGAGAUGUUUUUUCAGGACACAUUGGAACUGCCUGUUCUUGGCCACGCGGUGGUUUUGAUAGUAUUUUGUGGCGGUGGGCUUGGCUUCGUGGGUUGGACCAAGCAACGACUGGGAGAUCCUCUGGUGAACGUUGCCUGUUCACUCACUUCUCUAGCAACAAUCACCAUCUUGACCAAGGAAGGUGCUGUGCAAAGCGGCGACUUGUCCCUUGCCAAGAUCUUCCAGGUCUUAAAGAUGGUCGUAAUGGGCGUGAUAGCCGUCAUGGUUGUUUCAUUUUUCGUCUUCCCCAUAUCAGCGCGUCAAAAGCUGCGCUCGAACCUCGUCACGGUCACUGAUACAUUGGCCCUCAUGAUGGCACUCAUCACAGAAAGCUUCCUGAGCGGGACUGAAGAAGUCCUUAGCUCGGCUGAAUUUGUUGAUGCCGAGGCAAGGCAUCGCAAAGCCUAUAGCCAGCUCGACAGGCUCGUGCGAGAAGCUAAACUUGAGCACUAUGUAGCAGGCACCGAAAAGAGCCUUCGUAAUGCAGCUGCUCUCCAGUUUAGUUUGAUUCGUGAGACAAUUGCCCGUGAAUCUGGCUCUCCGGAAGAUCAGCAGGGUAGCUCGACUCAUGUUGAUUAUUUCACACCCCUCGAACGAUCCUGGUCAUUCCCCGAUGGGUCCUUUUUGGAGCCCAUCGUUGAGAGACCAGAGGAGGAACUAUCUCCAGGCGCUUCUAUACGUUCUCACCAGCUUGGAAGUGGUGAAUCGACACCCAGGCCCACACUUCUUCCGGCGGAUAUCUUCACUAUCUUCAUCUCUCACUUGGGUCCAUCAAUGCGAUCGUUGGCCUUUACAUUGAAAGAGAUCUUCAAGGAGAUUCCAUUUGGGCCUGCACCGAACUACAGGGUCUCAGUGAAUGGUCGACUGCGAAUCAGUCUUGACAGGGCGCUUGAUCUUUACAAAGAAUCGCGCCAGGCCACGCUCGCAUCCCUGUAUCAGCAGAAAGAAACCAUGAAACUUAAGACCCGCGAAGCCGAGGCCGAUCUUGAGGAAGUAUCAGCCAGCUGUAGCCAUUUUAGUUUUUCACUCCUCGAAUUUGGAGAGCAGCUCAAAGAGAUGCUUUCCAUUUUGGAUGAGCUGCAGCUGGAAGUCGAAGAGCGGCCUAAUGGGCGAACCUGGUCAUGGCUCAAAGUGUGGCAGUGGUCAAGGACUACAGAGGCUGCUAAAUUGGCCUCCUUUGGUGCUGGUACGCGAGAUGAUACGAAAUACGCGAUCAAGGUUGGGGCAGGAGCUGCAAUCUACGCUCUACCUGCUUUCCUUCCUUCAACCCGUCCGUUCUACGGACGUUGGCGGGGAGAAUGGGGCCUGUUGUCCUACAUGCUGGUAUGCUCAAUGACAAUCGGGGCUUCGAACACGACGGGGUAUGCCCGGUUUCUUGGCACUUGCUUGGGGGCAGUCGCUGCUAUUGUGGCAUGGAAGAUCACCGCUGGGAACGUAUUCGGUCUUGCAUUCUUGGGAUGGAUAAUGGCCGUCUGGACUGGAUACAUCACUAUUGUUCGUGGAAAUGGGCCCAUGGGCCGGUUCAUCAUGCUCACUUACAACCUCUCCGUUCUAUACGCCUAUUCCCUCUCUCAGAAAGGGGCAAACUUCGAUGAAGACGAAGGCGGUUCUAAUCCAAUCAUGACUGAAAUUGCACUUCAUCGGGUUGUUGCUGUGUUUUCUGGGUGCAUUUGGGGGGUCAUCAUCACUCGAAUGAUUUGGCCCGUCAGCGCAAGACGUAGGCUCAAGGAUAGUCUGAGUCUUCUCUGGCUGCAUUUGAGCCUUAUCUGGAAGCGUGACCCACUCUCCACUAUGGCGAAGGAUACAAGAUCUAUUUUAUACAUGAACCCCCGAGAGAAGCUUGAGAUUGAAAGAUUUUUGUCGCGAUUGGAGUCUCUUCAGGCUGCAGCAGGCUCUGAAUUUGAACUGAAGAGUGCGUUCCCUGAAGUCUCGUAUGCCAGGAUUGUUCGCCGUACACGCAGCAUGGUGAAUUCUUUCCAUACCAUGAACAUCGAGCUGAUGAAGAACGACAUGGCUACUGAAGGUGAAAUCAGCCUUCUUCAAUACACAAAAUCGGAACGACACCAGCUAUCUGCUCGCGUGAGCCAUCUAUUAACAGUGAUUGCUUCGUCAAUGAAACUCGAGUACCCUUUGAGUGAUGUGCUCCCUAGCAUUGAGCAUGCCCGAGACCGGUUGCUUGCUCGCAUCUAUCGCUAUCGCCUGGAUCGUCAAGCAUCUCAACAGACCACAGAUGAGGACUGUGCUUUGCUUUACGCCUAUAUUUUGGUAACAGGCCAAUUAUCGAAUGAGAUUACGGAGAUCAUUGCGGAGAUUGGACAACUCUUUGGAGUAUUAAAUGAAGAUGUAGUGCAGCUAGCAUAA